Molecule: messenger RNA, 1407 nt
Organism: Rotaria sp. Silwood1
Lineage: Eukaryota; Metazoa; Rotifera; Eurotatoria; Philodinida; Philodinidae
Source: the annotation of a GenBank genome assembly
AUGGCUUUUCAAAUAGCUAGUGGAAUCAAUUAUUUACAUCAAUUACCAGAACCUAUCUUACAUCGUGACAUAAAAUCAUUGAAUUUUUUGAUACAAAGAGCCUAUGAAGGGUAUAUUGUCAAAGUGUGUGACUUUGGUUUGGCUCGAACACGAAAUGAAACGACACGUUACACAACAUUCAAUUCGACAUUAGCUCAUACAUUACCAUGGACUGCUCCUGAAAUUCUGCUUCUAGAAGAUUAUGUCGAUAAAAGCGACAUUUAUAGUUUGGGUAUUGUAUUUUGGGAAUUGGCAAGCAGAAGAGUACCUUAUUAUGAACAUAAAGAUGACGUUAUACGUACAUCUGUGCUUGCUGGUGAUCGUCUGCAGAUACCGGAAAGCACACCAUCUGGAUUUCAAACAAUUAUCGAACGAUGUUGGGCGCAACAGCCAAAUGAUCGACCCAAUAGCUCUUAUCUAGUCGAAAUGAUUGAAGAAUGUAUUCAAAUGCAAAUUAUUCGCAAUAUCCCAGUCGAUGCUCCAUGGCCGCAGAAUGGAAAGAUCGUUGCUGGAGGUAAUGGACAAGGCAAUGCCACCAAUCAACUUAACUAUCCUCACGGUCUCUUCGUUGAUGAUGAUCAAACGAUGAUCAUUGCUGACUGCUGGAAUGAUCGUAUCGUCCAAUGGAAAAUGGGUGAUACGAUGGGACAAGUUGUAGCUGGUGGAAAGGAUAGAGGAAAUCGAUCGGAUCAAUUGUAUGGUCCAAUCGAUGUGUUAGUCGACAAAGAGACUGGUAGUCUCAUUAUCUGCGAUUGGCAGAAUCGACGAGUUGUGCGAUGGUCUCCUCGUAAUGGCACAACUCAAGGUGAAAUCCUCAUCGACAACAUCGAUUGUCAUGGAUUGUUCAUGGAUGAUCAGAGAUAUCUCUACGUCUCUGACUACAUAAAACAUGAAGUAAGACGAUAUAAAAUAGGAGACAAGAAUGGAAUUAUUGUCGCUGGUGGAAAUGGAAAAGGUGCUGCUCUCAAUCAACUCAACUCUCCGACCUACGCCUUUGUCGAUCAACAACAGAAUGUCUACGUGUCAGACACUCACAAUCACCGUGUAACGAAAUGGAAUAAAGGUGCAAAAGAAGGCAUUGUCGUCGCUGGAGGUCAAGGUGAAGGAAAUGCUCUGACACAAUUGUCGCAUUCUAACGGACUCUUCAUCGAUACAUUGGGUAACGUCUAUGUGGCAGAUUCAUGGAAUAAUCGAGUGAUGCGUUGGCCUAAAGGAGCGAAACAGGGCACUGUUAUUGUGGGUGGAAAUGGUGAAGGAGCAGGAGCAAAUCAGUUCAAUCGCUUGCGUGGUUUGUCCUUCGAUCGAAAAGGUAAUCUCUAUGUCGUCGAUGUGAGAAAUCAUCGUGUUCAUUUGUUUUCAAUUCAAUAA